This is a messenger RNA of Arabidopsis arenosa, 1787 nucleotides long. NCBI's taxonomy places the organism in Eukaryota, Viridiplantae, Streptophyta, Magnoliopsida, Brassicales, Brassicaceae. The record is from the annotation of a GenBank genome assembly.
AAGUAACAAAACGAUAUCUCUCUCUGUAAUCGUAGGAGAUGAAUAACGGCUGUGGAAGUGGAAGUGAUUCUUGUUUGUCCUCAAUGGAGGAGGAGCUUCAUGUUUUAGCAGUAGAUGAUAAUCUAAUUGACCGUAAAAUCCUUGAGAGAAUCCUCAAGAUCUCUUCUUGCAAAGUGACAACAGCAGAAAAUGGGCUUAGAGCAUUGGAGUACUUAGGCUUGGGAGAUCCACAACAGACCAAUGUAAUGAAGGUGAAUCUUAUCAUCACUGAUUAUUGUAUGCCAGGAAUGACAGGUUUUGAGCUUCUUAAGAGAGUGAAAGUGGUUAUAAGUGAAGCAAGGAAAUCAAUUCUUCAGGAACUCGAUUCUCUGAGAGAACUGGGGAAAACGACGUCUCUGAUCCAAUUGUUUGAGGUCGCUCCUCUAGUUGCUCCUGAAGUUGCUCCAGCUGCGCCAGUUCCUGAGGCUCCAGCUGCGCCAGUUCCUGAGGCUCCAGCUGCUCCUGAGGCUCCAGCUGCUCCUCCACAGCCAUUGCUGACAUCUCAACCAUCCUGGACGCAUAACAAUAAUCUGACGUCACCUUCAAAUCGUACACAGAUUGAUCAGCAAUUCCAGAAGCUAUCUUUUGAUUUUCUGCCUCCAAACCAAGCAACCUUGUCAAGGCAUUCAUUUCUAGGUCCGAAUGGUCUUAAAAGUCAAUGGGUUGCACCCAAGUCGGAGAUAAAGGUUCAAUAUCCGAGUAAUACGGAUUGGGGUUCUGCGGACAAUUCUGGUUUAAUUGAAGCUGGACCAAGCGGUUCCUCAGCAUCACAUAAUGGUGAUACUCAAGAAGUCUCAACGCUGAACUCUGUGCUCUCCUUAGAUGAUGGUCGAUGGCAGCGUCAUUCUGAGGCAGUAAAUUCCCAGUUUAUUAGUGACGCAACUGAAGACCCGUUUCAGUUUGUCGGUAUGAAGCAACCUUCCCCUCCUCCCGUGCUUGCCCAAGUGCAUCAAGAGUUAGCCCAAAUUUGCCCAUCUAAAGUUGCUGAUCCUAGACCAGGACCCGCAAUUCCUUCUCUAGAAGGAAAAGAGGGUAGCAAUUCUUAUCAGCAUUUACAUGUGCCCGUGCGCAUAAUGGAUGAUUUCCUAAGGCUAGCUCGGUCAAACACAGAAAGGAAUUUAGAAACUUGUGGAGUACUUGCUGGCUCUCUGAAAAACAGGGUUUUUCAUAUCACUACUCUCAUAAUCCCAAAGCAGGAGUCUACCUCAGAUUCUUGCCAAACACUAAACGAGGAAGAAAUAUUCGAAGUACAGGACAGACUCUCUCUACUUCCCUUGGGUUGGAUUCAUACACAUCCUACACAAACUUGCUUCAUGUCAUCAGUUGAUCUUCACACACACUACUCAUAUCAGAUAAUGCUACCGGAGGCAGUGGCAAUCGUAAUGGCUCCAACAGACGAAUCAACACCUCACGGAAUAUUCCAUCUCUCUGAUCCAUCAGGCGUAUCAGUGAUCCGUAACUGCCAGCAACGAGGCUUCCACCCACACGAAGAAUCAGAAGACGGUAACCCAAUAUACGAGCAUUGCUCACACGUCUUCCUCAAUGCCAAACUCAAAUACGAAGUCCUGGAUCUCCGCUAAAACCAAACCCCCCCCCAUCACCCUAAGUAAUCUCUCACUACUUUCUCCCACUACCUCUAGUACGAUAUUAGAAAACCUCUUGUUUUUUACUGUGUUGACAAUGAAACUGCAUGUGUUUGGUUUUGGUAUUUCAACUCUCUGUAUGAGGAAUAAUUGAAUCUUGCCUCU